This is a messenger RNA of Pteronotus mesoamericanus, 2807 nucleotides long. RefSeq names its product sialic acid binding Ig like lectin 11 (gene SIGLEC11). NCBI's taxonomy places the organism in Eukaryota, Metazoa, Chordata, Mammalia, Chiroptera, Mormoopidae. Gene Ontology annotation, molecular function: sialic acid binding. The record is from RefSeq and is a predicted model, not a curated record. Gene Ontology annotation, cellular component: plasma membrane. Gene Ontology annotation, biological process: cell adhesion.
GUUCCUCUUCUGUGGAUGGUCCCCACCCCCAUUUCCUCCAGAAGCUUCCUAUUGGCUCCUUCCGGGCUAUAUAGGCAGGUGCAGAAGCCAGAGGGUCCAAGAGCAGGCCCAGCGCCGGGGAUCCUGGAGAUGCUGCAGCUGCUUCUGCCCCUGCUGUGGGCAGGGUCCCUGCAGAAGGAUGUAGAGUACCAGCUGAGUGUGGAGGAAUCGGUGACGGUGCAGGAGGGUCUGUGCGUCCAUGUGUCCUGCGCUGUGACCUAUCCCCAGGUUGGCUGGAACAGCUCGACCCCUGCUCGCGGCUACUGGUUCCAGAAAAAGGAUCAUCCCAAACCAGAUCUUCUCGUGGCCACAAACGAUCAAACCAAGAGAGGGGUGAAAAAAAAGAAGGCCAAAUCAUUCUACCUCUCUGGGGACCCUAGGGACAACAACUGCUCCCUGCACAUCACAGAGGCCCAGAAGAAAGACAGUGGGAAGUAUUAUUUCCGACUGGAGAGAGGCCAUGUGAACCACACUUACCAAAGCAGCCUGCUUACGGUGGAGGUGACCGCGCUGACACAGACCCCCGACAUCCUUGUCAAGGAGCCCCUGAAGGCGGGUUGCCCCAGCAACCUGACGUGCUCCAUGCAGGGGGCCUGUGAGUCCCCCACCGUCUCCUGGACCGGAGCCGCCCUCAGGCCCCUGGGACGGGACCCUGCAGCCUACAGUUCCUCGGAGAUCCUGCUCGCCCCCCGCCCGCAGGACCACGGCACCAGCCUCACCUGUCGGGUCACUUUCCCCAGGGCUAAUGUGAGCACGGAGAAGACCAUCACGCUCAACGUGACCUAUGCUCCACAGAACCUGACCAUCGGCGUCUUCCGAGGAAACCCCACAGAGCUGGAACUCGUGGGAAACGGCUCAUCUCUGCCAGUCCGGGAAGGGGACUCUCUGCGCCUGCUCUGUGUCGCCGACAGCAACCCUCCCGCCACGCUGAGCUGGGCCCAGGGCAGCCAGACCCUGAGCCCCUCACAGCCCUGGACCCCCGGGGUCCUGCAGCUGCCCCGGGUGGGGUCGGGGCAUGAAGGCGAAUUCACCUGCCGAGCUCAGCACCCGCAGGGCUCCCUGCGCGCCUCCCUACAUCUCUCCGUGCGCUACCCCCCACGGCUGCUGGGACCCUUCUGCUCCUGGGAGGACCAGGGUCUGCGCUGCAGCUGCUCCUCCCGGGGCCAGCCGGCCCCCUCGCUGCGCUGGCGGCUGGGGGAGGGGCUGCUGGCGGGGAACCACAGCAACGCCUCCCACGCGGUCACCUCCCGCUCCGCGGGGCCCUGGGCCAACGGCUCCCUGAGCCUCCGCGCGGGGCUCGGCGCCGGCCUCCGGCUCAGCUGCGAGGCGGAGAACGUCCACGGGGCGCAGAGCGGCGGCGCCCUGCUGCUGCCAGGGAAGCCCGAGCUUGGGAAAUCGUUCCUUCUGGGGGCUGUCGCGGGAGCUGGUGUCGCUGGCCUGCUCAGUCUCUGCCUCUGCUUCAUCUUCAAAGUGAAGGUCAGCAGGAAGGACGCACCUGAGGCUGCCGCCGUGGCUGCCGGGGAGGAUGCCCCGUCCCUGCUGGGCCCCACCUCCAGGGGUUACCAGCCUGAGGGCACGCCGCCAGGCAAGUACGGAGACCUCGCGACCCCGGCGGUAGCCGCGCCCAGCUCGGGGGAGGAGCACGAGCUCCAUUACGCCUCCCUCAGCUUCCAAGGGCUGAGGCCCUGGGAGCCCUCGGACCACGAGGCCUCCAGCACCAGCGAGUACGCAGAGAUCAAGAUCCGCGAAUGAGGACCCCCAGCUCCAGCGAGCUGUGGCUGGAAGACCCAGGGCGUCUCUGGGAAGGGAGACGGCAGGGACAAUUCCUGCGAACGAGCCUGCGAGAACUGCAUGUGCGUCCCCCUGGAGUGGGGAUGGGCGGGACUGGGCUCAAAUUCCAGCCCGGUCACCCAUUACGAGCUUGAGCUUGAGCGAGUCACUUUACUUCUCAGUCGCCCCUCUGUAAUGGGGACACAAUAGACCUAACGGGGCAGGGCUGUGGUGGGGAGUCGAGGCAACGGUUACAGCGCUGGACAGGUGCGCGUGCGCACAGCGCCCCGCGCCUGAGGUCACGUGUCUUCCCGGGGCAGCCCGCCUGGAGUGAGGCCCGGGCAUCCUGGCCCAGGUGGGGACCGCUCUGCAGGGCUGUUCCAGCUCCGGGGCUCCCUGAAGGCCUGGGCGAGGCUGUCGCUGGGCGGCAAUGCGGCUCUGUCCCCGCUGCCUCCUUUCCCUUCCCUCCACAGGGACCGCCUCCGGGGCGUGGCCGCUGCUUCCUAGAGACCCCCUUCACAUAUUGUACCACACCCAAAAAAUCAUUCACUAAUUAUCUGAACUAAGUGAUCGGUUAUCCAAUUACCUGCCUCGUUCUUUUAUUAUUUGCCCCUGACGCUCUGGUUCUUAACGGUUUCCUUUUGCAGAGUUUGCUUAUAAAAUUCCUUGCCGUUACAGCCUGUGUUCCAUUUACUUUGUAAUUAGUUUGUACAGUGGUCACAUCCAGCUUGUUUUGUUCACUUUUCUGUUGGUUGCCCAUUUAGUUUUCCCCGUGGUUUCCAUUAAUGAGAAAACGUGCGCGCCAUGAGCCGACACAGUGAACAGGCCCUGGCCGGCAUAACCUUAACCCCCUGGUGCAAAACUGCUGUUCGGAUUCGCCGGGCUGGGAUUCCACCCUCCACGGCACCGUCUGCUUGGCCUUGCCAUGCCUCGGGACUGCGUUCCAUCUCUUAAUCAACGACUUCUGACAACGGUGCCAAAAGGGAAAAGGACUCACG